AUGGCGAACAAUCUCAAAGUCAACGAACUCCGUGCGAAGCUUUCCGAGCAUUUUCAGGUGGAGAGGCUUGAAGAGGCUAUUGCAGAAGAUGCAAAGAAGGAAGAAUCCAAGAGCGGUAGGAAAAGAAACAGAGAUUCUUCUGAUGGUACUGACGUUUCAAACAAGUUCAUUACAACCAGAGAGUUUCGUCAGAUGAAUGUGAAGGAGUUGCGUGAGGAAGCUAGUAAGAGAGGCUUAGUUACAAGUGGUAACAUGAAGGAACUUCUUGAGAGGCUAUGCAAUGAUGACGCUGAAGAUGACAAGAAUGGCUUUGAAGAAGAGAAAUCAACAAAGAAGGCAUGA
This is a messenger RNA of Eruca vesicaria subsp. sativa (arugula), 342 nucleotides long. Lineage: Eukaryota; Viridiplantae; Streptophyta; Magnoliopsida; Brassicales; Brassicaceae. The record is from the annotation of a GenBank genome assembly.